Humulus lupulus (European hop) is the source of this 558-nucleotide messenger RNA. RefSeq lists its product as uncharacterized. The coding region runs from base 1 to 558 and encodes 185 amino acids. The transcript is spliced from 3 exons. NCBI's taxonomy places the organism in Eukaryota, Viridiplantae, Streptophyta, Magnoliopsida, Rosales, Cannabaceae. The record is from RefSeq and is a predicted model, not a curated record.
AUGUGGAUAGCUGAAGUGCCGAGAAGAAAGGGUCGUGGCCUGGCUAAUUCGAAGCCACUUGAAAUUCGACGGCGAAAUGCCGGGAAACCACUAGAUCUUCAGCUUGAUCCUAGGACGGACAAAGUGGUUGGCUUGGAGGACCAAGAUUUUGUCCGCGAGAUAGGCCUCCAAGUCACUUUGUUGUUGCCAGGACAUUACUUGGAUUUCGCUGAUGUACCUCAACAAUUUAAGGAACAAGUCGUACAAAGGAUGAAGUAUUUUUAUAAUGUUGAUGGUCAUCCAGAACCCGAGAGAGUUAUGAAAACUAUCUACACAGAGAUGCGCAAAAGAUAUUCUGAGAGAAAGAACAUCAGACAUACUCACUUCAAAAAAUAUUACUCUAAUCCGGAAGAUUUGCAGAGUGUUUUAGUUGCCCCACCUGACCAUUGCUCCAAGGAGAGUUGGAAAGAUAUUGCUCAGUUAUUAAUAGAGGCGGAACCCGCCGGUAAUAAACGGGUCAAACGGGGGUCAGCGUUGCACAUCACCGGCGGAGUCCCGCCUCUAUUAAUCCGCUGGUAA